ACCCAUCCCUCUGAUACUUUCUAUCACUUUUGUUCAUAGCAGUCUACUGCUACGGUCAAGCACAUUUCUAGCAGUAAAUCGUCAUGUUUACCAACGACAGUACGAUCCCAGACAAUAUUGCAGAGUGGUGUAUGAAGCAGGAGAUGUUUUGGGUCGCCACCUCUCCGCUGAGUGGGACUGGACACAUCAAUCUCUCGCCCAAAGGCCUGAAGGGGACGUUCCAUAUCAUCGACAGCAAAAAAGUGUGGUACGAGGAUCUCACGGGAAGUGGCGUAGAGACCAUAUCGCACAUCCGUGAGAACGGGCGCAUCGUGAUCAUGUUCUGCGCUUUCGAAGGUCCUCCCAGAAUCACCCGAAUCUGGGGUAAAGGGACUGUCCACGAAUUUGGAACACCCGAGUACGAAGCGCUCGUGCCACCCGAGACGCGCUCCCCAGGCUCUCGAAGUGCAAUCGCCAUCGACGUUGAGAAAGUCACCGCCUCCUGCGGCUACGGAGUGCCACACUACAGCUUCGUAGGCCAUCGUAAGGCUCUCACCAACUGGGGCGCAGGUCUCGAGCGCCGCGAGCUCAAACACGCCUCCGAAAGCACAGAUCCUUCCUCGCACGCGGAGAACGGACUGUUCACCUACUGGAUCCAGAAUGGCCGGAAGAGCAUGGACGGUCUUCCUGGCCUCAAAUCCGCGCAUGUCAGCACGAAGUUACCGCUCUCGAUGGCUACAGUGGAGCCGAGGGACGCGAAGCAGACGACGGAGGCGAAAGAGAUGAAAGGGACAGAUGCUAAGAAGACGGUGAAGGAUGCAGACUCGUUUCAUGCCGAGGCUGGAGCACCGAAAGGUGGAGAAUACUUGAGGCUGGCGCUGGCGUUUGGGAUGGGCCUCUUCGUUGCGGAUCUGUUAUCGAGAUUUUCUUGAAGGUUAGCCCGUGACCGUAGUAGAUUUCGCUUACGAUUCAAUACAAUGAUGUUUACGAG
Molecule: messenger RNA, 970 nt
Organism: Stereum hirsutum FP-91666 SS1
Lineage: Eukaryota; Fungi; Basidiomycota; Agaricomycetes; Russulales; Stereaceae
Exons: 4
Coding region: 84-911 (275 amino acids)
Source: RefSeq, a predicted model, not a curated record